Phyllopteryx taeniolatus (common seadragon) is the source of this 2977-nucleotide messenger RNA. RefSeq names its product eva-1 homolog Ba (C. elegans) (gene eva1ba). NCBI's taxonomy places the organism in Eukaryota, Metazoa, Chordata, Actinopteri, Syngnathiformes, Syngnathidae. The record is from RefSeq and is a predicted model, not a curated record. Bases 514 to 1023 code for a protein of 169 amino acids. The transcript has 5 exons.
UGCACUGGAGUCUGGAGAGAGAAGUAGAGAGAACUCUUGUUAAUCAGCCUCCAACUUGGAGAGGAAGUUACCACCUCUUCCCAGACUCCACACACACACACACACACAAACACACACACACACACACACACACACACUUAAGGAAUUUAACCACAGCGGCAAAGCAAGCCGGGAAACAGUCAGGGCUGCUUGUUUGUGAUGUUUUCCCCAAAGUUCUUGGAGGGAAUGAUGUGUUUGUGCGUUCCUGAAGCUCUCUGGAGCCUUUGACUGGGACUGAUUGAAUAUCAAACGUUUAGGAUUGGAGUGGAUCAUGUCAAAGUCUGAGCGCUGAGCAAACAAGGUGGCCAAAUGAACUGUUUAGCCUGAAGACCAAAGAUCACAAGCUCGCUCCAGCGGUGAGACACAAAAGAAGGGUUAGCGAUUCUUUUCUCAUCACCGAGUCCUCUCCUAACACGAUGGGCUACAUCUGAAGAGCGGCUUCAUUAUUUGAUUUUGUGCUUUGAAGAAGCCACCAUGGACGUCAAAAAGAAGGAAAUGGAUCUCCUGAGCAACAGCAUAGCUGCUUACGCGCACAUCAAAGCUAACCCGGAGAGCUUCGGCCUGUACUUUGUGCUGGGUGUGUGUUUCGGCCUUGUUCUGACACUUUGUUUGCUGGUUAUCCGCAUCUCCUGCAAGCCGCGCACCCGCACCACCACCACCGGGGCCGCCUCAUCCACGCCAGAGAAAAAAACACCACGGGACGACGAAGAUGCGGAGAGCGAUGACGAGGAAGAGGACGAUGAAAGGGACGACGUGGAAGCGCCCGCCCUUCUGCUCGCCACCACGGUCACCACAGAGAUCCCCGUGGGGAAUGAGAGCAACCACUCGGACGGGACCCUGAAUGUGUUCACGUCGGCUGAGGAGCUGGAGAGGGCGCAGCGGAUGGAGGAGCGGGAACGUAUCAUACGGGAGAUCUGGAGGAACGGACAGCCGGACAUCCUGGGAUCAGGAACAGGGACCAUCGGAAGAGUGCAUUACUACUAAUAACAGACACCAGGCCCCGAAGACUGGAAGGCUUGUGGUGCAAAGUUACAAUACCAAGAAGUGUCUUGUUACAGACUAUUGGAUGCAUAUUGACAAAACAAUCAGUAUGAAUGGAGCUGAUGACACUUGAAGUAUGGCACUUAACGACAUGAAGUGUGUACACAGUUAUACACUACUCACACGAAGUUAGAGAUAAAGGACUUGCUUUUUUUAAUAUUGUGGUUUAUCCUUUGUACCCCUGCAAUUUUUUAAGCAAUCUUUUUUUAUGGGUUUUUACAGUAGCAAUGUGACAAGAUUUCACAAAAAUGACAGUAUGUCAAAAAUCUUUUUAGAGUUUUUUUGUGUUGGGAAAAAAAAGGCCUUUUAGGGGAAUGUUUUUGUGUGAUAUCGGCUAGAUUUUCAGAAUAUAACGAAGGAUAGGUUCCCCCCAAAAAUUCAGCAAAUAGGUGUAUUUCAGAAUUUGGAAAUGCCAACAUGCAGGGGUUCACUGUACUUGUUCCCACAGGACAGGACACUGAAUGUACUUUGCAGCUGUUUAAAGCCAAAAUUUCACCCCAAAACUGAAUAUCCCUAACUUUUUGUGAGUAGUGCACAUGCAGUGGUGGGUAAGACAGACUUUCAUUAUGUAUGCAAUGAAGGUUCUACAGUGUUCAUGGUGAGCACCCACACGAGGGCCCAUAGAGGAAAUUACAUUGUUUGAACACAAACAUAUCACUUAAUCUAGGGGGGUAGAUAAUGUUACAAUUAAAUUAAGGUUAAAAUGAAAAGGAAAUUAAAGCAUUCAGCGAAAAUAAUUUGCAGAUGUUGCCUUUGGGUUAAAAUAAUUUAUUCAAACAAACUCGCCUGAGUUUCAUUUCCAAUAAUUUUCAAUGUGCUGUAUGUACCUAUUUUCUUUUUAAUAGAAAUUUGACUUUAUAAUAAAUUAAAAAAAAAAAGUGGAAACAACAACACAAAACCUAACCCUUGUGUGAGAAAAAUGUUUUUAUAAGGCUAUUAAACGGAAGUGGCAUAAUGUGGUGGGAUAACAGAGCAUUAAAGUAAUUUCCUUCAGAAUGGAGGCCAGGAAAGUAUAAUGGUGCCACAUGCACACUUCAUUUAUUAAGUGCCUCCAUUAUUUUUUAUUUUGUAGCACAAUCACUAUCUACAGUUAUUUAUACAUGUACUGUAGGCCUACAUAAAUUUUAAAUAUUCCAUCACUUGAUACCUGUUUACUGCUGUUGUGAUUGACGUGUGCUUGGUGCCUGGGAAAACUCACUAGCGAAUGGGAAGCCAGCAUUGCAGCGGCCUUGACCAAUCAGGGUGUUGUUCUCUUUUAACAGCACUUUGCUACAUUUUCAGUCUUUUAAAGUCAAUUAAUUUGCAUUCAUUGGCUUUCAUUUUUUCUUCAUGCAAAUUGAUAGUGUAGUUAUAACACAAAACUUAUUACUUUGGUUUCAUUUAAACUUAAAUAUGUACGUUAGUCACAUAAACGUGUAUUAAAACUCAACAGCCAAUAGGAAGCCAUUAUACUGCAGCACACAAAUCUCUCAUUGACUUGGCACUUAGCUACUUUUUCUGUCUUGUAAAGUCACGUAAUCUCCAUUCAUUGGCUUUUAUAAGUAUGCGACUUGUUAGUGUAGUUAUAACAUAAACGCUUUAAUUUCAUUUCGCUUAAACUUACAUAUGUUCAUUUUGUAAAUUCGACAUGGCAGCACCCUCAGCAACAAUGGCGGAAUUGGAUGACGUCUCAGAAGAAGGGAACUCUCAAUACUUUCUUCGGUCUUGCCAAGUGACUUAAUCUCCAGUCAUUGCUAUUUUUUUUUGUAUUAUUAUGCAACUUGAUGGUAGCUCUAGAAGCGGAAAUGUAACUCAUUGUGACAAAGGUUCUGGCCGCAACCUGAGCAAAACAAUGACAUACUGUAUUACAAGGCUUUAAUAGUUCCAGCAAUACUGAUUAAAAACAUCACAACAUGAA